This is a messenger RNA of Enterobius vermicularis (human pinworm), 2316 nucleotides long. Lineage: Eukaryota; Metazoa; Nematoda; Chromadorea; Rhabditida; Oxyuridae. The record is from the annotation of a GenBank genome assembly.
AAGGAAACUGUCCAUUCGACGUUCAGUUCAACAAGCGUUAUUCCAAAAUUAGAAGAUGCUGAGUACGCGGGUACUAACAGUUCUUCGUCGUGUACUUUGAUAAUUACUGAAGGAGAUUCUGCGAAGGCUUUAGCAAUUGCUGGGAUUUCAGUAUUAGGAAGAUCUUAUUACGGAGUAUUUCCUAUUCGGGGUAAAUUGGUGAAUGUGCGAGGUCUUACGCCACAAGCAAUGGAAAACGCAGAAAUAUCUGCUAUUGUUAAUAUUCUUGGUUUGAAAUUUGGCGAAAGUUACAAUUCAGAAGAAUCAAGAAAAAAGCUGCGUUAUGGCAGUGUAAUGAUAAUGACCGAUCAGGAUCCAGAUGGUUCUCACAUCAGAGGAUUGCUGAUAAAUUUCUUACAUUUUUUUUGGCCGUCGCUGUUAGAAGCUAAUUUUAUUAAAUGUUUUGUGACGCCUCUUCUAAAGGCUAGGCGUGGCUCUAAAGUGCUAUCAUUUUAUAGCACGGAAGAGUUUAGAAAAUGGAAAGAAGAUUCUCCUCAUGCCGGCGAGUAUGCCGUAAAAUAUUAUAAAGGUCUGGGGACAUCAACUGCAAAGGAGGCUCGCGAAUAUUUUUCGCACCUUGAGCAACACGAACUGCAAGUUGUUUACAAAGGUCUCGAAGAUGAUGAGAGCGUAGAUUUGUUUUUCAACAGAGCAAGAGCUGAUGAUCGCAAGAAAUGGAUCAGUGAAAGCUUCACUCGUUCUAUACCAAAUGCAAUAGAUGGUUUGAAACCGAGUCAGCGAAAAGUUUUGUAUACUAUGUUCAAAUGUUACAACCGCGGCGAAGUCAGAGUUAGUCAGCUGGCUGGCGCUGUUGCCCAGUAUUGUUGUUAUCAUCAUGGUGAGGUAUGGGACAUGAGAGUAGCUGCUUUAUUUUUCAAAGGUUUUAAGUCACUCGUGGAAACUAUUGUGAGGUUAGGUCAAAAUUUUGUUGGAGCAAAUAACAUCAAUCUGUUGGAACCAAUAGGACAGUUUGGUACGAGAAUGCUUGGUGGUGCAGAUGCUGCCAGUGCAAGAUAUAUAUAUACAGCUUUGAGCCCUAUUGCUAGAGCUAUUUUUCCAGAAGCGGACGACAAGAUUUUGAUUUACCGUGAAGAAGAGAAUUCAACUGUGGAACCUGUAUGGUAUGUUCCGAAUUUCAAGUUCUGUCCCGUGAUACCUUUAAUUCUUGUAAAUGGAGCUGAGGGUAUUGGCACAGGUUGGGCAACAAAAAUCCUUCCUCGAUCUCCUUUAGAUGUAAUCGACAAUGUACGUAGAGCGAUCACUGGACUACCGCUGAAAAAAAUGUCGCCAUAUUUUCGCAACUUUACUGGAAAGGUGGCAGAGGUUGGCAAAAAUCGGUUUGAAGUUUCUGGUUCUGCUUCAGUUUUACCAUUGUCAAGAAAAAAUUCCUCUACAGUUGAGGUAAGAAAUGUAACGUUAAUGCUAGCAGGUGGCUUAACUGUAGGAUUUAUGCAGGUAAAAAUUGGUGAACUUCCAAUCUGGGUUUGGACGCAGAAGUAUAAGGAGCGAGUCUUGAAGCCUUUAACGAAAUCUGGUUCACUGUUAAGUUUUACUGAGAGGCAUACGGAGGAUACAGUUUCCUUUAUCCUAAAAUUUGGUCGAAAAGAUAUUUCGCAGUAUGUGCAGGAAAGCUUCCUACUGAACAAAUUAAAACUUGUUGAGAGCAUUUCUUGCGGUUCCAUGGUUGCAUUUGACGCAGAAAAUGUUUUACGUUCUUUUGCUCAUGUUGAAGAAAUCUUUGAAGUCUUUUUUCAAGCUAGGAAGCACAUAUAUGAAAGAAGGAGAGAAAGUCAGAUAGGAUACAUGCAGCGUAAAAAUGAAUAUAUUCAGAAUCAGUUGAAUUUUGUCGAAAGCAUCGUUAAAGGUGCUUUAAAACUUGAGCGUAAGUCCAAAUGCGAUAUCAUUGAAGAACUGGUGUCUCGCGGCUUCAAGUCUAACCCACUGCGUGAGAAAUCCAGUAAAAACAAUGAGCCAGCAGACUUUGAUUUUAAUUAUUUAUUGGGAAUACCACUUAUAAAAUUAUCAAGUGAAGAAAUCAUUAACUUAGUCGAAGCGGCUGCCACUGCGAAAAAGCAGCUUCAAGGAAUAUUAGAGUUGGACUGGAAGAAGUUGUGGCUUGAAGAUCUUGACACGCUAGAACGGACACUUUAUACUAGUUGGAAUGAUGAAGCGGAAAGGAAGGAACUUGAGGGAGAAUUAGUUUUGGGUACUGAGUUCUGUUCAAGCACAGGAAAGCUCUUCAUUACAUGUGUAAAAUUCAAUGUUGUAAAAUUCUGA